GCGUCACUGUAGGGCUCUGGUGAGGUAGCAGUGUAGCUCCUGAUGGCGCAUUAUGCUCAUGUCUGCACCACUGUGUUACUAGUAACACCUAUGUCUUGAUGUACUGUAUGAGCCAAUCACUUCUUUACUAUACACAGGUGAGACGCACGCGGACAGAGCCUGAUGCAGAGAUGGUGUGCCCGGAUGGCAAGGCCUUUGAUACUCCGUCCGUUCUGAUAACGGAUAAAAGGAUACAUACUGAAGAAAGACUUUUUUCUUGCCCCGACUGUGGCAAAAGCUUUGGUCACAGAUCAACCCUCAUCCGGCAUCAGAGUUUUCACUGUAGAACCAAGAAGGGCAAAAUUCCAGCUUCUUCCAGCAGCCCAAUGCUGUCCGUAGAGGUCCAGCGCUCUUAUAAGUGCGGCAUCUGCCAGGAGACUUACCCAAGCCCCAAUGAGCUAAAGAGACACCUAAGAAGCCACACCGGAGAUCAGCGCUACGUGUGCCAGGAGUGUGGCCGCACCUUCACCUGUAACUUCUACCUGGUCCGUCACCAGAGGACACACACCGGGGAGAGACCCUUCAGCUGCCCGCAGUGCGCCAAGAGCUUCAAGUGCAGCUCCGUCCUGUUCCGGCACCAGAGGACCCACUCCAGGGAGCAGCCGUAUAAGUGUGACGUGUGUACCAAGGGCUUCUCUCAGAAGACCAGUCUGAUCAUCCACCUGAGGACGCACACGGGAGAGCGCCCGUUCCGCUGCCAGGUCUGUGGGCGGAGCUUCUGCUCCAGCUCCGCCCUGAUCCGACACGCACAGAGUCACCGACGGGAUGGAUGUAGAGAAGGUGGAGACCAGCUGACGGGAGCAGAUGAGAGCCCUGUAAUGCUGAAGAUCCUGGAUGGUUUGUCAGAAGACACCCUGAGCUGGUCAUUCAGGACAGAGGGCGAGGGCCCAGCCACGACGCAGAAUGUCCCUGAGAUAGGGAUUAACUGCAGAUUUAUAGACAUGUGUUCAGAAAUCGUUCUGCAGAGAGAUGUCUGCUCAGAAGAAGUGGCAGCCAUUGUGGAGCCUGGAGGUGGUGCAGAGCUGCAUGACACAGGACAGGGUGCGGUUACUGGACGUGAAGACUGGACAUCUGAUACACAUGUAGAGCGUCAGGACACAGGACAGGGUGCGGUUACUGAGCAGGAAGACUGGACAUCUGGUACACAUGCAGAGCAUGACACAGGACAGGGUGUGGUUACUGAACGUGAAGACUGGACAUCUGGUACACAUGCAGAGCGUCAGGAGACAGGACAUGGUGCGGUUACUGAGCAGGAAGACUGGACAUCUGGUACACAUGCAGAGCGUCAGGAGACAGGACAUGGUGCGGUUACUGAGCAGGAAGACUGGACAUCUGAUACACAUGCAGAGCGUCAGGAGACAGGACAGGGUGCGGUUACUGAGCAGGAAGACUGGACAUCUGGUACACAUGCAGAGCAUGACACAGGACAGGGUGCGGUUACUGAACGUGAAGACUGGACAUCUGGUACACAUGCAGAGCGUCAGGAGACAGGACAGGGUGCUGUUAAUGAGCAGGAAGACUGGACAUCUGAUACACAUGCAGAGCGUCAGGAGACAGGACAGGGUGCUGUUAAUGAGCAGGAAGACUGGACAUCUGGUACACAUGCAGAGCGUCAGGAGACAGGACAGGGUGCGGUUACUGGACGUGAAGACUGGACAUCUGGUACACAUGCAGAGCGUCAGGAGACAGGACAGGGCGCUGUUACUGAGCAGGAAGACUGGACAUCUGAUACACAUGCAGAGCGUCAGGAGACAGGACAGGGUGCUAUUACUGGACGUGAAGACUGGACAUCUGGUACACAUGCAGAGCGUCAGGAGACAGGACAGGGUGCUAUUACUGAGCAGGAAGACUGGACAUCUGAUACACAUGUAGAGCGUCAGGACACAGGACAGGGUGCGGUUACUGAGCAGGAAGACUGGACAUCUGAUACACAUGCAGAGCGUCAGGAGACAGGACAGGGUGCUGUUAAUGAGCAGGAAGACUGGACAUCUGGUACACAUGCAGAGCGUCAGGACACAGGACAGGGUGCGGUUACUGGACGUGAAGACUGGACAUCUGGUACACAUGCAGAGCGUCAGGAGACGGGACAGGGUGCUGUUACUGAGCAGGAAGACUGGACAUCUGAUACACAUGCAGAGCGUCAGGAGACAGGACAGGGUGCUAUUACUGAGCAGGAAGACUGGACAUCUAAUACACAUGCAGAGCAUCAGGAGACAGGACAGGGCGCUGUUACUAAGCAGGAAGACUGGACAUUGGAGGCACAUGCAGAGCGUCAGGAGACAGUACAGGGUGCCGCCAGUGAGCAGGAAGACUGGACACCCAGUACGCAUGCAGAGCGUCAGGAGACAGGACAGGGCGCUGCCAGUGAGCAGAAAGACUGCACACCUGUUACACAUGCAGUGCGUCAGGAGACAGGGAAUGGUGCCGCCAGUGAGCAGGAAGACUGGACACCUGUUAUGCAUGCAGAGCGUUGGGAGACAGGGCAGGGUGCCGCCAGUGAGCAGGAAGACCGGACACCUGUUACACAUGCAGAGCAUCAGGAGACAGAACAUGGUGCCGCCAGUGAGCAGGAAGAUUGGACAUUGGAGACACAUGCAGAGCGUCAGGAGACAGGACAGGGAGCUGCCAAUGAACGGGAAGACUGGACACCUGUUACGCAUGCAGAGCAUUGGGAGACAGGGCAGGGUGCCGCCAGUGAGCAGGAAGACUGGACAUUGGAGACACAUGCAGAGCGUCAGGAGACAGGGUACGGUGCCGCCAGUGAGCAGGAGGACUGUGGGAGUGAGGAUAAAGUUGCGCCCUCGGAGGGGAACAUUAGCUGUGGUUUUAUAUGUUCUGAAUGUGGUAAGAUGUUCUCGUCUCAGUCUGAUCUCAGGGCCCAUUCUACCACACACACCAGAGACAAGCCUUCCUGCCCAGACUGCGGUAAAACAUUUGGACAUCAAUCAUCUCUUACGCGGCACCAGAACUCACACUGUGGCGUCCGGACUGGAAAACAUACCACUUCCACCAUCAGUGGUCAGAGCUGCAAUAAAUGUGGGAUAUGUCACAUGACCUUCCCUGGCCUGAACGAGCUUAGAAGACAUCUUGGAAGUCACACCGGGGACCAGCGAUACAUGUGCCGCGAAUGUGGUCGCACAUUUAACUGUAACUACUUCUUGGUGCGACACCAGAGGACGCACACGGGCGAGCGGCCCUUCACCUGUCCGCAGUGUAACAAGAGCUUCCGGUGCAUGUCCGUCUUAUGCCGACACCAGAGGACGCACACAGGCGAGCAGCCGUACCGGUGUGAGGUGUGUACACGAUGCUUCUCCCAGAAGACCAGUCUGAUCAUCCACCUGAGAACGCACACCGGAGAGCGACCAUUCUGCUGCCAGGUCUGUGGGCGGAGCUUCUGCUCUAGCUCCGCUCUGGUCCGUCACGAGCAAAGCUGCAGACAUGGCGGGAAUCGGACACCACAGGGAGGCGUGAGGCAAUGUGGUGGCAGAAGGCGGGUGAGGGCAUCUGGCGGCAGCAGCUCGCCCCGGGCUGUGGAGAACACGCGGUGUAUGGAGCAGCAGGUGGAUUCUGACACUUUGCAAGGGAAGCUCGUGGUGGAAAUUCAGUGCGCCAAGGAGCAAUCACUUUAUGCCCAGAGUCUGGAGAACCCGGGUCAGGCGCCACGCCAGGGAAGUCGUGUAAAACCUGAAGAUGAGUCUGAUGAGAAACCUCUGCUGGAUGGCGGUGUAAGAUGCAGGAACGUGGAAGAAGAACACAGAAGGUGGACAUCAGACUGGAAUCCCCGUGGAGACCGGCUAGACUCUAAUAAUGAUGGUGGAAUUAUCUGUCCAGACUGUGGCAAGACGCUCCGAUCUCCAGCCUCGUUCGCGGCGCAUGAGAAGACCCACUCGGGAGACAGGCGGUUCACCUGCUCCCAGUGUGGUAAAGUCUUUGGUCACCGGUCCACACUCACCAGACACCAGAGUUCUCACUGCCGUAACAUGGUGCGGAAACCGCUCCCCUCCAGCAGUGGUCUCGCUGGGGCCACCUCCGGACGCUCUCAUAGGUGCGGCGUCUGUAACCAGAACUUUCUGGACACCAGUGAGCUGAGGAGUCAUUUGGCGAAGCACAAGGGAGAGCACAGCUACGCCUGCCAGGACUGCGGCCGUCACUUUACCUGCAACUACUUUCUAGUUAGGCACCAAAGGACGCACACGGGCGAGCAGCCCUACAGAUGCCAGCUCUGCCUCAGGGGCUUCUCUCAGAAGACAAGUUUGGUGAUCCACGCCAGGACGCAUAGCGGGGAGCGCCCGUUCAUCUGCUCAGUCUGUACUAGAGGGUUUUGUUCUCGCUCGGCCCUGGUGCGGCACCAGCGCAGUCACGGGGACAGGAGAGGCAGGAGAGGUCAGCGAAGAGGGAAGCCCAGAAAUCCGGCCGGGAGGAAUUGUGGAAAGGUUCAAAAACUCACUUUGGACAAAUUGAGCCGUGACGUUUCUGUAGACGCCGCUGCAAGUCUGUUGUCUGCUGAAGAUGCCGACACACCAGAGAAAGAUCCUGCGAUAGACACUAAACCGGAAACACGUAUACUGAAAGCACUGAAUACAGACCGGAGUAGUAAAUGUCCAGAUUGCUGGAGGAGCUUUAAAUCCUGCGCUCGCUUAACGGCACAUCGGAGAACGCACACCGAGGAGCGUUCAGCAGUCUCACAGCACAGAAAUCUGCAUUGCAAUAUCCGAACAGGCCAGAUCCCCAGCAUCCCUUCCCCGAAUAGUGCUCAGUGCUUUUACAAAUGCGGCAUCUGCCAGGAGACUUACCCAAGCCCCAAUGAGCUAAAGAGACACCUAAGAAGCCACACCGGAGAUCAGCGCUACGUGUGCCAGGAGUGUGGCAGCACCUUCACCUGUAACUUCUACCUGGUCCGUCACCAGAGGACACACACCGGGGAGAGACCCUUCAGCUGCCCGCAGUGCGGCAAGAGCUUCAAGUGCAGCUCCGUCCUGUACCGGCACCAGAGGACCCACUCCAGGGAGCAGCCGUAUAAGUGUGACGUGUGUACCAAGGGCUUCUCUCAAAAGACCAGUCUGAUCAUCCACCUGAGGACGCACACGGGAGAGCGCCCGUUCCGCUGCCAGGUCUGUGAGCGGAGCUUCUGCUCCAGCUCCGCCCUGAUCCGACACGUGCAGACUCACAAAUGUGAUAGGCAAGGGAAAAGGUCGACAAAGAAGAACCCACAACAGACCCGUCCCAUCAAACAGGAACCCGCCGGCACGGAGCAUCAGGAGACUGCGGGGGGCACGCCAGAGCUGGGUCAGCACCCUCGGAUGCCUGUGACUGAGCCAGGUCUGAGAAAUCGCUGCGAGAAUGGGGAUAUCCAGCCGGAGACCGUGACUGACCCGGCAGGGACGGAGGACACUGUGAAAGUUGUGUUGGUGGACAGUAGUGAGGGAACGGCUUUUAUCUGUCCUGACUGUGGCAAGUGCUUCCGUUCCCAGCCUCUGCUCACUGCACAUCGGAACGUUCACGCGGCCGGUCGCUGUCUCAUCUGCUCUGACUGCGGGAAGAGUUUCAGUCACCGAUCUUCUCUGCUACGACACAGGAGCUCCUACUGCAGCCGGCAGCCACGGAACAUCUCCCCCAAACCCGGUGCUCCCGCCCUCCCCAUACAACACUUGUACAAAUGUGGCAUUUGUCAUGUCAAUUUCUCACGUUCUAACGAGCUGAGGAAGCACCUGACGAGCCACAAAGGAAACCAGUGCUACAUGUGCCACGAAUGUGGCCGCACCUUCAGCUGUAACUAUUUCCUAGUCCGUCACCAGAGGACACACACCGGGGAGAGACCCUUCAGCUGCCCGCAGUGCGGCAAGAGCUUCAAGUGCAGCUCCGUCCUGUACCGGCACCAGAGGACCCACUCCAGGGAGCAGCCGUAUAAGUGUGACGUGUGUACCAAGGGCUUCUCUCAAAAGACCAGUCUGAUCAUCCACCUGAGGACGCACACGGGAGAGCGCCCGUUCCGCUGCCAGGUCUGUGAGCGGAGCUUCUGCUCCAGCUCCGCCCUGAUCCGACACGUGCAGAGUCACAGUAAUGUCUCUGAGUCCUAAGUGCUGGGAUUGGAUGGGGAACUGAUGUCUUUGCACCCCUGGUACCUAUACACACACUGUAAUGCAAUAAGUAGUUUGAUUGUUUUAGAUCUAACUGCAGCAUGUCGACCCAAAACCACCAGAAAUCUAAUUUGUCCAGAACGUCGAUCGGAGUGUGCGGCUGCGGAGAGACCCGGUGGCGGCAGCUGUAGUCAGAAUGCUCUUGGCACAUUUGUAGUUUGGUUUAUUCUCUGAUUUGUGAAACAUGUUAUUCCUCAUAAAUGACCUGACGACUAUAA
Pseudophryne corroboree (corroboree frog) is the source of this 6394-nucleotide messenger RNA. Its product is annotated as zinc finger protein Xfin-like. The record is from RefSeq and is a predicted model, not a curated record. Lineage: Eukaryota; Metazoa; Chordata; Amphibia; Anura; Myobatrachidae. Gene Ontology annotation, cellular component: nucleus. The transcript is spliced from 7 exons. Bases 99 to 6116 code for a protein of 2005 amino acids. Gene Ontology annotation, molecular function: RNA polymerase II cis-regulatory region sequence-specific DNA binding; DNA-binding transcription activator activity, RNA polymerase II-specific. Gene Ontology annotation, biological process: regulation of transcription by RNA polymerase II.